ACGCAAUUUUGCGCCAUGGCGAACUCGUGUCUUCAACUGAGCGGCUUUCUCGUCAGCUUCAUCGGCUGGCUGGGCAUUGUGGUCGCGACAUCCACAAAUGAGUGGGUGACUACGUGUAAAUAUGGUUUGAACACCUGCAAGAAGAUGGAUGAGCUGGGAGCCAGGGGACCCUGGGCAUACUGUGUCAUCUCCACAGGACUCUACCACUGUGUCUCCCUAACGCAGAUCCUGGACCUGCCAGCCUACAUCCAGACUACUCGUGCCCUGAUGAUCGUAGGUUCAAUACUGGGGCUCCCAGCUGUAGGAAUGAUCCUCAUGUCCAUGCCCUGCAUCAGCCUUGGUAAUGAACCCCAGAGCUCCAAGAACAAACGCACCAUCCUGGGAGGAUCAGGAGACGGUCCAGACCUCACUGACACUCCAGUGGCUCUCCUGACAGUCGUAACGGAUAACACUACUGAUGCGGCCCUCUUCAGCCCUGAGAGCAUCUGUAUUGUCGUGGAGGAUGAAAUACUUGCGAGUGGUUCCACAAAUCUGGCUGACUCAUUUCUCCUGCUCUUUGGAUUUAAGAUGAGACUGUUUGCCUCUUCUACCUCAGACUUGAUUCAUUGA
This is a messenger RNA of Micropterus dolomieu (smallmouth bass), 609 nucleotides long. RefSeq names its product claudin-11-like. NCBI's taxonomy places the organism in Eukaryota, Metazoa, Chordata, Actinopteri, Centrarchiformes, Centrarchidae. The record is from RefSeq and is a predicted model, not a curated record. Gene Ontology annotation, molecular function: structural molecule activity. The transcript has 4 exons. The coding region runs from base 16 to 609 and encodes 197 amino acids. Gene Ontology annotation, biological process: cell adhesion; bicellular tight junction assembly. Gene Ontology annotation, cellular component: bicellular tight junction; plasma membrane.